This is a messenger RNA of Bufo gargarizans (Asiatic toad), 2712 nucleotides long. RefSeq names its product phosphodiesterase 6C (gene PDE6C). The transcript is spliced from 22 exons. The record is from RefSeq and is a predicted model, not a curated record. Gene Ontology annotation, molecular function: protein binding; 3',5'-cyclic-nucleotide phosphodiesterase activity. NCBI's taxonomy places the organism in Eukaryota, Metazoa, Chordata, Amphibia, Anura, Bufonidae. The coding region runs from base 1 to 2574 and encodes 857 amino acids. Gene Ontology annotation, biological process: visual perception; signal transduction.
AUGGGAGAGUUGAAGAAAGAAGAUGUUGAGAAAUAUCUGGAAAACAACCCUCAAUUUGCCAAGGAUUAUUAUGACAGAAAAUUGAGAGGAGAGGCUGUCGGAGCCUUGUUUAAUAACAAGCAGCUGAACUUGAAAGAUGGGGUGUCAUUUCAUGACCUAACAAAACUGGAAGAAACUGACAUCUUGUUGGAGUUGGUGGCGGAGAUCCAAAAUGCAACUAACAUGGAGAAGACCAUUCACAAAGUCCUUCAAAGACUGGCGUUGUUUCUCCAAGCCAGUUAUUGUAGCUUGUUCUUCUAUAGGUCCCGAAACGGAAUACCAGAACUAGCCACGAGGCUCUUCAAUGUCACCAAGGACUCUAAAUUUGAAGACAACCUUGUAGCACCUGAAAGUGAAAUAGUUUUUCCUUUAGAUAUUGGUAUCGUGGGGUGGGUGGCUCAUACAAAGAAGACGUUCAAUGUCCCUGAUGUGAAAAAGAACACGCACUUCUCUGACUUUGCGGACAAGCAGACCGGCUGUACUACAAGCAAUCUACUGGCAACACCCAUCAUGUUUGGAAAGGAGGUUCUAGCGGUCAUCAUGGCCAUUAACAAACAGAAUGCCCCCGCCUUUAGCAAAGAGGAUGAAGCGGUCUUCACUAAAUAUCUGGAUUUUAUAUCCAUUGUUCUUCAACAACAUCACAUCAACUACCUUCAUGGCAUUGAAUCCAGGAAAAGCCAGAUCCUGCUUUGGUGCGCCAACAAAGUCUUUGAGGAACUUACUGACAUUGAGCGUCAGUUUCACAAAGCUCUCUACACUGUCAGGAUUUACCUCAACUGUGAACGUUACUCUGUGGCAUUGCUGGACAUGACAAAAGAAAAGGAGUUCUACGAACAAUGGCCAAUCCUACUAGGAGAAGUGCCACCUUAUAAAGGACCAAAGACUCCUGAUGGAAGGGAAGUAAAUUUUUACAAGAUUAUUGAUUAUAUUUUGCAUGGGAAAGAAGAAAUCAAAGUCAUCCCCACCCCCCCUGUGGAUCAUUGGUCUCUUGUCAGUGGGUUGCCCACCUACGUUGCCGAAAAUGGAUUUAUUUGCAACAUGAUGAACGCACCCGCCGAUGAGUACUUUGGAUUUCAGAAAGGGCCGGUGGAUGAGACGGGAUGGGCUAUUAAAAAUGUCUUGUCCCUGCCCAUUGUGAACAAAAAGGAGGAGAUUGUGGGUGUGGCUACAUUCUACAACCGGACGGACGGGAGACCGUUUGAUGAGCAUGACGAGCAAAUCACUGAAACCCUGACUCAGUUUCUGGGAUGGUCGGUCCUGAACACAGACACAUACGACAGAAUGAAUAAACUAGAAAACAGAAAAGACAUUGCCCAGGAGAUGCUCCUGUACCAGCUGAAGUGCACACCUCAUGAACUUCAGACUAUUCUGAAAACGAAAGAGAAGUUAAAUAAGAACGUAGACGAAUGUGAAGAGAAAGAGCUUGUGAAGAUAUUGAAAGAAGAGCUGCCAGACCCCGCGGCGCUGGAACUGUAUGAAUUCCACUUUAGUGACCUGCCGGUGUCCGAGCACGAGCUCAUCAAGAGCGGCAUACGGCUCUUUGUAGAACUAAAAGCUGUGGAGAAGUUCAAGGUGCCCGCAGAGGUCUUAACAAAAUGGAUGUAUACAGUGAGAAAAGGUUACCGGGACAUCACGUAUCACAACUGGCGGCAUGGAUUUAAUGUGGGACAAACCAUGUUUACCCUCCUGAUGACAGGUAAGCUCAAGAAAUAUUAUUCCGAUCUGGAGGCCUUUGCCAUGGUGGCUGCUGCUUUCUGCCAUGAUAUCGACCAUAGAGGAACCAAUAAUUUGUACCAAAUGAAAUCUGCGGCACCCCUUGCAAAGCUUCAUGGGUCUUCUAUUUUGGAACGACAUCACUUAGAAUUUAGCAAAACCUUGCUGGAAGAUGAGAGUUUAAACAUUUUUCAAAAUCUAAACAAGAGGCAGUUUGAGAAUGUGAUUCAUUUGUUUGAAGUCGCAAUCAUAGCAACGGAUCUGGCUUUGUACUUCAAGAAAAGGACUAUGUUUCAGAAGAUAGUUGACACAACGGAACAGAUGCAGUCAGAUGAUGAAAGGAUAAAAUAUAUUAUCACCGAUCAAACUAAAAAGGAGAUAAUCAUGGCCAUGAUGAUGACAGGAUGCGACUUGUCUGCCAUUACAAAGCCUUGGGAAGUACAAAGUCAGGUUGCCCUUAUGGUUGCUAAUGAAUUCUGGGAACAAGGAGACUUGGAAAGAACAGUUCUUCAACAACAGCCUAUUCCAAUGAUGGACAGGAACAAAGCUGAGGAGCUGCCCAAGCUUCAAGUUGGUUUCAUUGACUUUGUAUGUACAUUUGUGUAUAAGGAAUUUUCACGUUUUCAUAAAGAAAUCACGCCCAUGUAUGAUGGACUACAAAAUAACAGAGUUCAAUGGAAAACACAAGCUGAUGUGUAUGAUGAAAAGAUGAAAGCUUUAGAAGAACAGAAUAAGCAUGAAAAUGAUGUGGGGGUUAAGAAAGGUACAGAAGGUGGUGAAGACAAUGGACCAAACAAAUCAAAAACAUGUACAGUUUUGUAGAAAGAGAUAUCACAAGAGACUGAAUGCAACACAAUCGAGUCCCCAGAUGGGAGGGUGACUGGAAUUAGACUGUAGUAUAGAUGUGAGGAAUCAAUUUUGAUGUAUUGGUUGUCAACUGCUAUUAAAAUGGUGACUUGA